Sitophilus oryzae (rice weevil) is the source of this 3231-nucleotide messenger RNA. It is a transcript of the gene Su(var)3-3, whose product is annotated as lysine-specific histone demethylase 1A. The record is from RefSeq and is a predicted model, not a curated record. Gene Ontology annotation, molecular function: protein binding; oxidoreductase activity; flavin adenine dinucleotide binding. The coding region runs from base 112 to 2412 and encodes 766 amino acids. The transcript has 11 exons. Gene Ontology annotation, biological process: regulation of DNA-templated transcription. Lineage: Eukaryota; Metazoa; Arthropoda; Insecta; Coleoptera; Curculionidae. Gene Ontology annotation, cellular component: nucleus.
AUAACCUCGUUAAAAUCAUAACAAAACAGCCGAAUCUACCGGAAAAUCAAAUUUUCUGGGGAAAAACAAAGAUUUUUUAGUUUAUUGCUGUUCUAAUUGAUUUUCAAAAAAAUGAGCCGCAGGAAGAAGGUCAAGGUUGAACUGAAAGAAGAAAAAGAUGAAAAGUUUAACACGAAUGACGAUGAGGGAGGUUCAGAGGUUUCAGAAAAGCCCAAGACAUCACCCAACGAGAAAAAGACAGGCGUGGGUUCUAGCAGGGGUACUGCAAAGAAGGAGAAGAAGGAUGACAUAAAGAAGGAAAAGGAUGAAGAUAAGAAAAAAGACCUGGAAAAUGACUCAGAAUUAGAUGAUCCCAUUAUAAAAGACUUGUUUUCUGGCUUAGACGGUGCUGCGUUUCAAAGCAGGAUGCCGUUUGAUAAACUUACAUCAACUGAAGCGGCAUGUUUUCCUGACAUUGCUGGAGCUGCCUUGCAAACUGUGAAAGUCUAUUUAAAUAUACGAAACCGUAUUUUGAAAAUGUGGCUGGACAAUCCAAAGCAACAGCUUAUUUUGGAUGAUGCUAUUAAAAAUAUGGAGUCUCCUUAUAAUAGCGAUUUACCUUUAUUGAAGAGAGUGCAUGCUUUUCUGGAACGAAACGGGUUUAUUAAUUUUGGAAUUUUUAAAAGGUUACAACCAAUUCCCAGUAAGAAAUACGGAAAAGUUAUAGUAAUAGGGGCAGGCAUAGCCGGUCUAGCAGCCGCCCAACAGCUUCAACAAUUCGGUCUGGAAGUUAUAGUUCUGGAAGCGAGAGACAGGGUUGGAGGCCGUAUUGCUACCUUUAGAAAAGGUAAUUACAUAGCGGAUUUAGGAGCUAUGGUAGUGACAGGUUUGGGUGGCAACCCUGUGACAACCCUGAGCAAGCAAAUUGACAUGGAACUACACAGAAUCAGACAAAAGUGUCCCUUAUAUCACUCUUGCGGUGUGACAGUUGAUAAAGAUAAAGAUGAAAUGGUUGAGAGAGAAUUUAAUAGACUGUUAGAAGCAACAUCUUAUUUGUCACAUCAGUUGGACUUUAACUAUGCUGGUAACAAGCCUGUUAGUCUUGGACAAGCAUUGGAAUGGGUGAUAAAAUUACAGGAAAAGCAUGUGAAGGAGAAGCAGAUUUUACAUUUGAAGUCUGUGGUAGCUUUACAGGAAAAAUUAAAAACAAAUCAGUUUGAGCUAAACCGAGUCAAAGAUGCUAUGCAGGAGAUUCACGAUAAAGUCCAGGAAGUAAACAGCAUAGAAAAGAGGGAUCUUAACCAAGAAUUUACGUAUAGAAGUGGUACCAGGGAUUUAAAUGCUCUCGCCAAAGAAUGGGACCAGUUGAAAGAACAAGAAAAAGAAAUCGAGGAUAAGCUGAAAGACUUGGAGAAUUCACCCCCUAGUGACGUCUACCUAUCAUCGAAGGAUCGACAGAUUCUGGACUGGCAUUUCGCGAAUCUAGAGUUUGCCAAUGCCACGCCACUGUCUAAUCUUUCUCUAAAACACUGGGACCAGGAUGACGACUUCGAGUUCACCGGGAACCACUUAACUGUUCGAAACGGGUACUCUUGUGUUCCAGUGGCUUUAGCUGAUGGUUUGGACAUCAAACUCAAUGCUGCAGCCAGAAAAGUAGAGUACAAUCAUCAGGGGGUUGAAGUAACAGUCUACAAUCCCAGAAAUCCUCAAACCACAAACACUUAUCACGCCGACGUAGUACUAUGUACUCUCCCCCUAGGAGUACUCAAACUCAGUUCAGCCCCCUCUAGCGGUCAACUAAACACCGUCCAGUUCUCUCCACCCUUACCGGACUGGAAAACUUCAGCCAUCCAGCGUCUAGGCUUCGGCAACCUCAACAAAGUCGUACUGUGCUUCGAAAGGAUCUUCUGGAACCCUCAAGCCAACCUCUUUGGCCAUGUUGGUAGUACUACGGCCAGUAGAGGUGAAUUAUUCUUGUUUUGGAACCUGUACAAAGCCCCGGUACUACUAGCACUGGUUGCGGGUGAAGCAGCGGCUAUUAUGGAGAAUGUAACAGACGACGUAAUUGUGGGAAGAUGCAUAGCAGUACUACGAGGCAUCUUCGGCCAAUCCGGAGUACCCCAGCCCAAGGAAACUGUUGUAACCCGCUGGAGAGCCGACCCGUGGUCCAGAGGUUCCUACAGUUUCGUAGCCGUGGGUUCCUCGGGUUCCGACUAUGAUCUUCUAGCCAGUCCGGUACUGCCUCCAAACGCCCAGGGUGUUUCCGCCACUGCCGGACCUGCGAGAGUGUUCUUUGCCGGCGAGCACACUAUAAGGAACUACCCUGCCACAGUCCAUGGGGCUUUCUUGAGUGGGCUCAGAGAAGCCAGUAGGAUUGCUGAUCAGAUUAUCGGGAAUCCUUGUCAGCCUCAGCCAGCUGAUGAUAAAAAUUAGUAUUUCUAUGGAUAUACUUCGAGAUUAUUUUUUAUCAUUGUUUUAGUCUGGGAAGUAUUUACACUGAUGUUUUAUAUUUAGUUAGUGUUUUUUUAGCUUUUCUUAAAGCUAUCGAUUGAUUGUUAGUAUAGCUGAUUAGAUUUAUAUUAGCUUCAGCCAGCUCGUGAUAUAAUUUAGUAUUGUUAAGGUUUUGCUUGAAAUUAUUUUAAUUCUAUUAUCAAUUUAGGAUUUAUUUAGUUUGAUAUGCAUUUUCGUCAUUUUUACUUUUUAUUUGUUUUAACAAAAGACUUCAUCAUUAGUUUUUAAAUUUGUUAUACUAAUGUAUUUAUUUUUGCUUUAGUACUGCAAAUUUUUGGGAGGUUACUCUUAUUUUAUUUCAACUAAGUAAUUCUGCAAAUAGCCUAAUAUUAAGUGCUAGACUUUUUUAGUAUAUGGUCUAGAAAACAUUAUGUUGAAACUACUCAAAUUGAUUUUAACAAUAGUUUUUCUAGCUUUUGCUUUUGAUUGAUUUUUUUUAUAAUUCUGUCAAUAUUAAUUACUUUUCUGUUAAAUAUACUACUUAAUAAAAAAAAUAAUAUAAUAUUCUAUUAUUUAAUAAAUUCAAAGAAUUUUAGAAUCGAAAAAGUAUGUUUUGAGGAUAAUAAAAGAUCCCCAAUUUUUUUCAUUAAUAAUAUCUAUUAAAUCAGUUUUGAAAAAAUUGCUUUAAAAACUACUUAAAUUCAAGUUUUCUGUUCUUCUGUAUAACAGUAUCUAUGUAAGAAAUUCAUCAAAUUUUAAUAUCUAUGAUAUUUGUUUAGGUAUGAUUAUUAAUUUUCUCUG